UUUUCGGUUCUUGGCGUACGUCAUCAUCAGGCGACCACAUUCUGAACAGUAAAGAAGAAGAAAUGGCUGCAAGGUUAAUGCUGCGCUCCGCUGUUCGAGCCGCUACGACCCUCCGGACUGGACCGGUCCCCGCUCUGAGCCGCGGCAUGGCGGCAGGAGGGAUUCCCACCGACGAGGAGCAGGCCACGGGGCUGGAGAAGAUCGUCAUGACGGCCAUGAAGGAGGGGAAGGAUCCCUACAGCAUGCUCAAGCCAAAGGAGUACGCUGGCUCCAAGGUUGACCCACACAUUGUUCCCUCCAUCACCAACAAGAGGAUUGUGGGAUGUCUCUGUGAAGAAGACAACUCGCUUGUGAUCUGGUUCUGGCUUCACGAGGGCGAGGCCCAGCGCUGCCCGUCCUGUGGUGCCCACUACAAGCUGGUGCACCAUCAGAUCCCACAUUAAUUUAAUUAACUAAAAAAAGAUGUCUCACUCUGCUGCAUCUGCAGUUUUAGCUCAUUGUUAAAUAUUCCUUCAGAACAACUGGUAGUGGAACCAGACAGGAAUCUGCAGGAGCAUGUUUGGUUCUGAAUACAUUGUGUUCUAUGAGUUUGUUUUGUUCUGCCUCAAUACUUGAUCAACCUUCUUACCUCAGUAGUCUUCACAUGUUACAUUCAGAGGGAUCAGGUGGUUUAGGGCACAAGUGUUUGGGAACAUUUCCAUUCAGCAGAUGUUUACAUCCACACUGAACUGUCCAAUGUUCCUCACGUCACAUUUCCAAUAAAAUUCUAAAUCUA
Betta splendens (Siamese fighting fish) is the source of this 775-nucleotide messenger RNA. RefSeq names its product cytochrome c oxidase subunit 5B, mitochondrial. The transcript has 4 exons. Gene Ontology annotation, biological process: mitochondrial electron transport, cytochrome c to oxygen. The record is from RefSeq and is a predicted model, not a curated record. Gene Ontology annotation, cellular component: mitochondrial envelope. The coding region runs from base 63 to 443 and encodes 126 amino acids. Lineage: Eukaryota; Metazoa; Chordata; Actinopteri; Anabantiformes; Osphronemidae.